Messenger RNA from Aspergillus ochraceoroseus IBT 24754, 1785 nucleotides. Its product is annotated as 2,3-bisphosphoglycerate-independent phosphoglycerate mutase. NCBI's taxonomy places the organism in Eukaryota, Fungi, Ascomycota, Eurotiomycetes, Eurotiales, Aspergillaceae. The coding region runs from base 201 to 1763 and encodes 520 amino acids. The record is from RefSeq and is a predicted model, not a curated record. Gene Ontology annotation, molecular function: manganese ion binding. Gene Ontology annotation, cellular component: cytoplasm. The transcript is spliced from 4 exons. Gene Ontology annotation, biological process: glucose catabolic process.
UGGGAUUCUUGUUUCAUCCUGCUCCAUAAUUUGACCCUCUUUCUUCCAUUUAUUCGAGUUACUUUCUGUAAGUUUCCUCUUUUUCUAUUUCUCUCUCUUCCAGUCCCUCUUUACUCGCAACCACGAACAGAGGGAGCAAAAAUAAACACCCUCAAUUGACUCGAUCAUAGGUGUUUUACCUCCAGAAGUACUUCUUAAUCAUGGCUAAGGUUGAUCAGAAAGUCGUUCUGAUCGUCAUCGAUGGUUGGGGUAUUGCUGGGCCCAACUCCCCCAAGAAGGGCGAUGCGAUCGCAGCCGCUGAGACUCCCUACAUGUCUGGUUUCGCUGAGGCCGAUUCUAAGACUGCCCAAGGUUACACCCAGCUAGAGGCCUCGUCGCUCGCCGUCGGAUUGCCUGAGGAUCUCAUGGGAAAUAGUGAGGUCGGCCACUUGAACAUUGGAGCCGGUCGUGUCGUAUGGCAGGACAGUGUCCGCAUUGACCAGACCCUGAAGAAGGGAGAGUUGAACAAAAUCGAUAACGUGGUUGCAUCCUUCAAGCGUGCUAAGGAUGGAAAUGGCCGUCUUCACCUGCUGGGUCUCAUCUCUGAUGGUGGUGUCCACUCCAACAUCACUCACCUCAUCGGACUGCUGAAGGUCGCUAAGGAGAUGGAGAUCCCCCAGGUCUACAUCCACUUCUUUGGUGAUGGACGUGACACCGAUCCCAAGAGCUCCAAUAAGUACAUGCAGCAACUGCUGGAUGCCACCAAGGAAAUCGGCAUUGGUGAGAUUGCCACCGUUGUCGGACGCUACUACGCCAUGGAUCGUGACAAGCGCUGGGACCGUGUCGAAAUCGCCAUGAAGGGUAUUGUUUCCGGAGAAGGUGAAGAGAGCUCUGAUCCAGUCAAGACCAUCGAGGAACGCUACGGAAACGGCGAGACGGAUGAGUUCCUGAAGCCCAUCAUCGUCGGAGGCAAGGAAAGGCGUGUGCAGGAUGACGAUACCCUCUUCUUCUUCAACUACCGUUCUGACCGAGUCCGCGAGAUCACCCAGCUCUUGGGUGACUGCGACCGCUCCCCCAAGCCCGAGUUCCCUUACCCCAAGAACAUUCACAUUACUACCAUGACUCAGUACAAGACCGACUAUACCUUCCCUGUCGCCUUCCCUCCCCAGCGCAUGGGCAACGUGUUGGCUGAGUGGCUCGGCAAGAAGGAUGUGCAGCAGUGCCACGUUGCUGAAACCGAGAAGUACGCUCAUGUUACUUUCUUCUUCAACGGUGGUGUUGAGAAGCAGUUCCCCGGCGAGGUCCGCGAUAUGAUUCCCUCCCCUAGGGUCGCUACCUACGACCUUGACCCCAAGAUGAGCGCGGAGGGUGUCGGUAAGAAGAUGGAGGAGCGUAUUGCUGAGGGCAAAUUCGAGUUCGUCAUGAACAACUUUGCUCCUCCUGACAUGGUUGGCCACACUGGUGUCUAUGAAGCCGCCAUCCAGGGUGUUACUGCCACUGACAAGGCCAUCGGUGUUAUCUACGAGGCCUGCAAGAAGCACGGCUAUGUGUUGUUUAUUACCGCUGAUCAUGGAAACGCCGAGGAGAUGCUCACCAAGGAGGGCACCCCCAAGACCUCUCACACCACCAACAAGGUUCCUUUCGUUAUGGCCAACGCUCCGGCGGGUUGGAGCCUGAAGAAGGAGGGUGGAGUGCUGGGAGAUGUGGCACCCACUGUGCUCGCUGCUAUGGGUAUUGAGCAACCCGAGGAGAUGACUGGAGAGAACCUGCUGGUCAAGGCCUAGAUUUAUAGUACAUAUAUAGCGA